This is a messenger RNA of Drosophila grimshawi, 1886 nucleotides long. RefSeq names its product zinc finger protein 235 (gene az2). Lineage: Eukaryota; Metazoa; Arthropoda; Insecta; Diptera; Drosophilidae. The coding region runs from base 42 to 1865 and encodes 607 amino acids. Gene Ontology annotation, molecular function: DNA-binding transcription factor activity, RNA polymerase II-specific; RNA polymerase II transcription regulatory region sequence-specific DNA binding. Gene Ontology annotation, biological process: regulation of transcription by RNA polymerase II. The transcript has 4 exons. Gene Ontology annotation, cellular component: nucleus. The record is from RefSeq and is a predicted model, not a curated record.
UCUUCAAUCUUCAAGCGCAAUCGUCAUUUAAUGUGUACAAAAUGGUGAUUUGUGGUACAGUUCGGGUGCGGAACAAUUACGAAGAGUUCUUAUUAAGCUGCUCGCACUGCAAAAGCGGUUGCGACGUGGAAGUGAGUCUAGAAAGAUGGCAAGAAUUUGUCUUGCACAUAAGAAAUGUACACAAACUGAAUUUGGAUGAGGAGAAAAUAUGCUGUGCUCGCAGCAUCGAUAUAAAGGAAGAGCCAACGCCAACUUGCGAUACAAGCGAAGAUAGUGAAAUCGAAGAGGAUGGUAAGGAUUGUUUAGCUGAGGAAGCGUUUGUGGACCUGCCCACCGCAUCGACCGACGAAGAAGAAGUCGAUAACGAUAGCGACUAUGAUUACGAUGAAGAUGAAAUGGCAGAAGAGAGCCAAAUUGAUGAUGCUUCCCAGGCAGACGCUGACGCUGAUGGAGAAAAGAGCUUUACACCAACAGUCAAAUUUAAUCCCACAUUUUAUCGACGCAAUCCGCGCAUCACACAAUUCAUAGAGCUGUACAAGGGCCAACCUUGCCUCUGGGAUCCCAAAAGCUCGGAUUUUAAGGACAAGGUGAAACGCACUGCUGCCUACGUUACAUUAAUAGAACAGCUUAAGACUAGUAUUAACGUUCAUCUCACCCAGUACAAGCUGAAAAAGUGCAUAGCCAGUCUGCAUAGUCAGUAUGCGACUAUAAGCCGUCAGAAGCGUACCAAGAAAUUAACAAAAUUACCUUUGUAUUACCAUGAAAUGUACAGUUUCCUUGGGAAACGCUCCGAUGUGGAUGAAGCGGAGACCGACGAGGAAAGUGGCGACAACAAAAUUAAGUUGGUGUUCACUGAAACGAACCAUCUGACAUCUCAUUUUAUAGAGCUUUACUCAAAGUUUCCACAAUUGUACGAUCCUUCGCACAAGGACUUUGCAGUUCUGAAUGAGCGCAAGAAAGCAUACAUUGGGAUGUGUGAUCUGCUCUGCAAAGACUUUUCGCUGGACAUCAUUACAUAUUACGAUGUGUAUGACAGUGUUCUCUAUCUGCGCCAAUGGUAUUCCAGAAAAAUCAAAGGUCUGACGGAGACCCAAACGAUCGGUUUAUUGAAGGCAGAGAAACAUUACAUUGAGGCAUGCAAAAGUUUCUUGCGAACGAAAACAUUCCGCCAGAAAAUACCCUGUGACGUGUGUCAUACUAGCUUCAGCACAGAUCACGCGCUCCAGGCCCAUCAGUACAGAGCCCAUAAGUUUGGUGACGGCGGCUGGUUCAAGUGUAUCCUCUGCGAGAAUCAUUUCGAGCGGCGCUGCCAUUUGCAGCAGCACAAUCAGCGUGUCCACAUGGGCAAGACUUUCAACUGCGGCCUGUGCAAGCGCAGCUUUGCCUUUUCUAGCCAAUUGAGCAGUCAUAUGCGCACCCACGACGAGAAGCAUAUAGCUAAACCAUUUGUCUGUGAGUUCUGUGGCAAAUCGUUCAAGCAGAAAAUUCAAAUGAGCAAUCAUGUGACCGCUGUGCAUACCAAAAUUCGGGCAUUUAAGUGCACCAUGUGCCCCAAGGAUUUUCUAACUAAACGCGAUCUCAAGGAUCACAUCAAGGCGCACCUCAACAUACGCGACAAGGUCUGCGAAAUCUGCCAGAAGGCAUUCACCAAUGCGAAUGCCCUGGUCAAGCAUCGUCACAUUCACAAAGAGAAGACUCUGCAGUGCAGCUUAUGUAAUACCAAGUUCUCUGAGCGCGUUAGCUUGGGUGUCCAUAUGAAACGCACGCAUAAAAUUAUUCGUAAUAGUGCAAAAGUUGCUGAGGUAACGGAAUCCGCAUUAUAUUCUCAAACAUUUCCACAAGUUGAAGACAUUUCAAAUAAAUAAAACAACACUUUGAAAAAAUCA